Messenger RNA from Diaporthe citri, 1002 nucleotides. RefSeq lists its product as uncharacterized. The coding region runs from base 1 to 1002 and encodes 333 amino acids. The transcript has a single exon. The record is from RefSeq and is a predicted model, not a curated record. Lineage: Eukaryota; Fungi; Ascomycota; Sordariomycetes; Diaporthales; Diaporthaceae. Gene Ontology annotation, molecular function: nucleic acid binding; RNA-DNA hybrid ribonuclease activity.
AUGAGUGUCAGCACGAAACGCAUCAACGUGCCUCCCCAGCUGCUCCUGGACCAUGGCGACGAAGAAACCCUGGGAGACGCGGAAGAGCAGCCCCGCAAGGUCCUGGACCUCGAUGGAAGCUUCUCACUGGCCGAUGGCCUGAAGAAUUUGCCCAAGACUUUCAUGAUCCAUCCGGAUAAGGGGACAGAUCUCUCCUGUGUCAUACUUGUCCAGCCGGUGCCGGGAAUUGAGGCCGUGAAGCGAACCCGCCAGAGGAUGGGCAGCGGAGAAUCUGGGAUCUGGACGGCUACCCAUUUCCACCCUUGGUCGUCCGCCGGUUCUGCCCUCUCACCAACACGAGCUAUCGCGGCGCCGCCGAAGGACUUUUUCAAGUCCUUUCCUAUCAAUACCUCAGUUAAUGGCCGAUACCGCUGGCGCUAUUGCAUUCGCCGACGUUUUGCCCCUCAAGUUUGUGGGAUCAAAACCAUGUGCGUCUUUGCUGACGGCGCUUGUCACGAUGCCGGCAAGACAAAUGCGAAGGGCGGCUGUGGGUUCGUCUACGGUGCAGGCAGCACGAGUACCGUUUCUUUCCCCCUCGAGAAACGGGGCCCGGACGGAAAGCCGUACCCGCCCACCAGCAUCCGAGCUGAACUUCGGGCGAUAAUUGGGGCUUUGGAGUUCCGGCCGUGGUGGGCAGAGGGCUGGGAGCGCGUCGUGCUCAUCAUCGACAAUGAGAUGCUCUCCUACGGUGCCACGGGCUGGCUGCGUCAGUGGGCUGGGAAGGAGAAGUGGAAGACAGCCGACGGGAGACCCAGACCGGACCGGGACCUGUGGGAGAAGCUGUCGACAAUAAUGGGGUCGUAUGCAGACAAGGCUUGCGAGAUAUCUUUCUUCCUGGUCUCCAGAGACAUGAACUGGGCUGCAGAUCGUGCUGCAUCCGCGGCUGCUGAGAAGGGUGCCUUUCUUGAGCAUUACACGCCGCAGUUUGACAGGGCAGCAUCUUGGGCGUUUUCGUACAAGUAG